UUGCCUGCUCUUUCAGCUCUCUGAAGAGAUCACCAAAGAUGAGCUGAUGUGUCUCAAGUUAUUUUUGGAUGAAGAAUUACCCAGAAGCAAGCUGACCCCUGAGACCACAAUUCUCGACAUUUUCACGGAGAUGGAGAAGAAGGGGAUUUUGGGACAAGACAACCUAAGUGUGCUGAAGAAUCUCUGUGACAAAAUUAACAGCAGCCUGUGGUACAGAAUUGAAGAUGGAUUAAAACUCUUUGGUGAAGAGGUGCAUGUCACAGAGGAAGAGAGAGGCAGCAUGGGAGACCUUGAAGGGAAUGCCAGAUGUCUGGCAUCACCUGUGGCACCUGAUCCUCCUGGCAGUGGUAAUGACUCUUCCCAGCCCGAAGUUUACAAAAUGACUAGCCGACCCUGUGGAGUGUGCCUGAUCCUGAAUAAUCACAAUUUUGCAAAAUCUAGGGAAGGAGUGCUGGAAUGCAAACACUUGAGCGAUCGGAAUGGAACGGACGUGGAUGCAGCGGCUCUGAGAAAUGUCUUUACCAAGCUUCAUUUUAAAGUAGAAGAAUAUAGAGACCUCACUGCAGACGAAAUCCGUAAGACUGUGAACAUCCUUCGGUGCGCAGACCACGGAGACAAAGACUGUUUUGUUUGCUGUAUCCUAUCUCAUGGGAAAAAAGGCAUUAUAUAUGGUGUUGAUGGGCAGGAAGUACCUAUCCGGGAACUGACCACUUCUUUCACUGUGGGGAAUUGCAACUCCCUUGCUGGAAAACCAAAAGUCUUUUUCAUUCAGGCCUGCCAAGGUGAGGCUUCCCAUAAGGGUGUGCCCAUCGAAAUGGAUUCUGGAGAGCAAGAGUCUUCUGUAGAAGCAGAUAGAAGAUUUCAGAUGGACUGCAUCCCUGCAGAGGCAGACUUCCUCCUGGGCAUGGCUACCCUGCAAGACUAUGUUUCCUACAGAAGUCCAAAGGAGGGGACCUGGUACAUACAGGCAUUGUGCCAGCACCUGGAGUCCAGCUGUCCUCGAGGAGUAGACCUCCUCACCAUCCUGACAGCAGUGAAUCAAGAAGUGAGCAGCAAAACGUGUGACCGGAAUGAAAGGAAGCAGAUGCCACAGCCCAGUUUCACACUGACAAAAACGCUCAUCUUUCCUGUCAACUAA
Messenger RNA from Acanthisitta chloris (rifleman), 1138 nucleotides. RefSeq names its product caspase 8, apoptosis-related cysteine peptidase (gene CASP8). NCBI's taxonomy places the organism in Eukaryota, Metazoa, Chordata, Aves, Passeriformes, Acanthisittidae. Gene Ontology annotation, molecular function: protein binding; cysteine-type endopeptidase activity. The transcript has 7 exons. Gene Ontology annotation, biological process: negative regulation of extrinsic apoptotic signaling pathway via death domain receptors; proteolysis. The record is from RefSeq and is a predicted model, not a curated record. The annotation marks the transcript as partial.